This is a messenger RNA of Desarmillaria tabescens, 7092 nucleotides long. RefSeq lists its product as uncharacterized. Gene Ontology annotation, biological process: response to heat; negative regulation of DNA-templated transcription; protein folding. Lineage: Eukaryota; Fungi; Basidiomycota; Agaricomycetes; Agaricales; Physalacriaceae. Bases 1 to 7092 code for a protein of 2363 amino acids. The record is from RefSeq and is a predicted model, not a curated record. Gene Ontology annotation, molecular function: heat shock protein binding; ATP binding; transcription coregulator activity. The transcript has 33 exons. Gene Ontology annotation, cellular component: chromatin.
AUGUCUUUCUCAGUGCCGGUAGACACUGAGCUCUACGAUCUCCUAGGAAUAUCUCCAAAUGCAAGCCAAGCCGAUAUAAAGAAAGCGUAUCGCAAGAAGGCAAAAGAACACCAUCCGAACAUCAAUGAUCCAGAAGCAAGCCGCAAGUUUCAAGAGAUGGCAUCUGCUUAUGACAUCCUGAAUGACCCUGAUUCUCGGUCUGCCUACGAUGCGGGAGGAAUGGCGGGUCUACGCGGUGGCGGUUCCGCUGGAAUGGACGACAUUUUCAGUCAAUUCUUUUCAAGUUCAAGUUUCGGUUUUGAGUUUGAUCUUGGUGGAGGUGCAAGUCGGCGUCGGACAAAAGGCCAAGAUUCUAUCAUUUCAUAUGACGUGACGCUUGAAGAUCUCUACAACGGGAAGGCCGUGAAAAUGAAUAUGGAGAAAGACGUUGUUUGUGGUGCAUGUAAAGGAACCGGGACCCGAGGAAAUGCAAAGCCAAAGCAGUGUGCCACAUGUGAAGGCAAGGGCUGGACAUUUGUCCAUAACCAGGUGUCUUCAUCACGGAUCGGAACAACAAGAGCAACAUGUCACGAUUGUGAGGGCAAGGGAGAGAAAAUCAGAUCGAAAGAUAGUUGUAAAAAGUGCAAGGGCGAGAAAACCGUGCACGAAAAAACUCGCCAAGAAAUUUUUAUUGAAAAGGGUAUGACGGACAGACAGCGAAUCGUGUUACCUGGCGCAGGAGACCAAGAGCCCGGUUUGCCCGCCGGCGAUGUGGUCUUUGUCCUUCAUGCGGCACAUCACGAAUCUUUCGAGCGAUCAGGAAACGACCUCCUUACCAAUGUCAAAAUCACACUCUCGGAAGCUCUCUUUGGAUUUUCUCGGAUACUUGUCACACACCUCGAUGGUCGGGGAAUCAAAGUUACUAGUCCUCCUGGUAAGAUAUUAAAGUCAGACGAUUCGAUCGUGCUGCGAGGUGAGGGCAUGCCUAUUUACAAGAGGCCGGACGAAAAGGGAGAUCUCUUCGUCGUCUUCGAGGUCGAGAUGCCAGAUGAACAAUGGUUAAAGAAUGUUGAUCGGAAGGCUUUGGAGGCGCUCCUACCACCCAAGAAAACUGAUUUGGAUCCCCAACCUGAAAUUGUUGAUGCUGUAGACUUUGAAGAAAGUGAUAUUGUGGAUUUCGGUCAAACGGAAGAUGAUUGGGAAGAUGACGAUGACGAUGACGACGGUGAUAUGGAGCCAGAAUGCCGACAGCAGCUGUAUCGUGGGUGCUUCAUUACAACUGGGUCCAUUGUAACGCCGUCGUUUCUCGGAGUGCUGGACAAUCAUUUCAUAGAUUUAUUGAAUCUUCCUUGCCUACCGCGCAGUAUCAUUUCGCAGGAGAGGCGAGUAAAGCUCGGGAAAGGUAGGCCUAUAGUCACCGAUGCUGAGAAGCUGCGUGAAGAUACGCGACAACUCGCACUCAAUCGAAGCCAUUAUUCAUUCACGACAGGAGGUAAUAUUCCGGGCUCUCGACCAGUUCCUGAUGGAGAACGGCUCCUUGACACCGACUUCCUUCAUGAUUUCGCAAGCUCAACCAGUUCCACGCUCUCCCUUGUAUCGCCUUCCUUCCCCCCAAGACACGCAGUAGGCGUUAUUCUUUACAUUCUUCAACCCAUGCAAGGGUUAGCAUACACCAAAGCUGUCGUAUUGGAUGGAGAGACCCCAAAUGAGUGCGGCACCCCCGUCAGCAACUUCGACGAUAUUCCAAUAGAUCCUGCGCUAUGCGGGCCAGCGAGAGCGCCCAAUCAUGUUUCGGUUGAGCAGAGUACAAUUGACGUCGAUAACUCCACGUUCAGUCACGGGCCACAGGAAUAUUUACCAUACUCGCAGGGACCCCAAGGUGAUCCGUUCGCUCAGCCACCCCCAGCCUAUUUUCCCGUACCAGAAACACAGGCUCGCCUUUCUCCGCCGCCCACGAAACGAAGAAGGAAAGAGGUGAUACGCGAAAUGAUAUGCCGCACAUGCAAAGGGAAUGAUAACCAAAACAGCCGUGGCGCUCCCGAGCCCAUGCUUUCCUGCGGCGAGUGUGGUCAUAGUGGCAAGUCUCUUUCCGUUCAUCCCUCAUGCAUGAAGAAUUUUGUCCUUACCCGUCCUGAUAUUCUCUACUCCGUUAAAUGGGCCUGCCCGGACUGCAAGAAGUGUGAAAUAUGUCAGAAGAAAGGCCGAGGAAACAGGAUGUUGUUUUGUGAUCUGUGUGAUAGAGGCUGGCAUAUGUAUUGCAUGAACCCCCCUGUUGAAGACGAUCCCGAAGGUGCUUGGUAUUGUCCCCAGUGCGUGCUCCUGGAUCAAGAGUUGCCGGUGACGCCUCAACAUGAUACUCCAUUUCAACAACCAUCUUCCCCACUUCCCCACCGCGAACCAUCUGUCGCAUCAUCGUCGCGAUCUCACGUCGCUUCAAAAAAUGGUCGUGCGAAGACUCGAAGUACGGGAAAGGGCAAAGGAAAGGCUCUAGCUGUAAUCACAGACGAUUCCGAGUUCGACGUUGAAGUCGAUGUUGAGCGGGAGCUGGAGACGCCUAUUGCAACAGGAAGGCCCGUCAGAAAUAAGAGACCUACCAAGAGGAAAGCUGCACAAUCGAGGAACGAAGAUUACUCCGAAGAUGAGGUUACCCUAUCUGCUCGUCAGCCCAAGCGAAGGCGCACAGACGUCUCUUCUGCGACAGCGCCGAUAUCUACUCUUCCGCGUCUAACCUUUAGAUUAUCCACUCAACAAAAAGGAAAGGGGAAGGAGCGGGAAGAAGAGGAUAAAGGAAUGUUUGAUGAUUUCUUGCUGCCAGAGCAGAGGGACACGAUGAAGACGACAAUAGAUGGGCCGGACAGGCAGAGGUUUGAUCGCACACGCCAAUUGGCAGAGGCCAAGCUGGCAGCAAGGGUGCCCCCGCCACCCACAUCAGCAUCUGAAGAAGCGGAAUCUUCUUCCUCUGUAUUACAUCCAACACGACUACGGUUGGCAGCACUAGCAAACCAAACUGCACCGAUAUCUGGCCCUUCAGCAUCACCAGGUCCCUCAACCCCGACGCCACUUCUACCAAUCUCUGGCCCACGCGUUAAAGUAAUCCAUAUCGGAGGAUACGACGUCAAGACCUGGUACGAUGCCCCAUUCUCUGAGGAGUAUUCUUGCAUACCCGACGGAAAGCUGUGGAUAUGCGAAUUCUGUUUGAAGUAUAUGAAGAGCAAGUUUGGAUAUAAUCGACAUCGGAUGAAAUGUAAAGCACGUCAUCCACCCGGGGAUGAGAUAUACAGGGAUGGCGAUAUAUCAUUAUUUGAGGUUGAUGGACGAAAGAACAAGAUCUACUGCCAGAAUCUAUGCUUGCUUUCCAAGAUGUUCCUUGAUCAUAAAUCAUUAUUUUAUGACGUCGAGCCGUUCCUGUUCUAUGUGAUCACUCAGGUGGAUGACGAUGGGGCUCGAUUCAUUGGAUAUUUUAGUAAGGAGAAGUGUAGCGUUAAAGACUACAACCUUAGUUGCAUAAUGACGCUUCCGACGCGUCAACGCCAGGGAUGGGGCAAUUUCCUCAUUGAUUUCAGCUACUUGUUAUCUAAAAAGGAACAGCGGCUGGGUUCUCCGGAAAAGCCACUGUCUAGUCUGGGUGCAUUGGGCUACAAGAACUACUGGACGUUAUCCUUGAUGCGAUACCUCGAGAAUGGACCUGAACACCCGCGGCUCGAAGGUGACGGAAUCAACAGAGACAUAAGCGCAGCGACGUCUAUGACAAUAGAAGACGUCUACAACACGCUUGUUCAACAGGACAUGAUCACUAUUCUCGAAGAAGACAACCUUGUAGCCAAGCCUUCUCCGGGACAGUCUAUCAAGAUCAACCGACGCAAGACAGGUGGGACGCGAAAUAAUAUUGCACGACGGCUGCAACGAGCGAUGACCAAGGAGGAGCCAAAACCAAAGGGACCGUUCGUUCCUCCUCUACGGUACGAAAUCAGCUGGGAUACUGAGAAGGUGGAUCGGGCCCUCAGCCAUUGGGAGUCAAAGGGUCAGUUGAAGCUGAAGCCUGAGAAACUUAAGUGGAGCCCUUAUUUGCUGAUGAGGGAGAGCAAAGCAGAGAUGCAGGAGACAGCUGAGGGUGACAAGGUAGUAGAGAAUGAGGGCUCAGCUGCCGAUGCCAUGGCCGUCGGGCUGGCAUUGUUUGAUGAUGAUGUCACCCCAGUGGAUGAUGUUUCUCCAUUCAUGCCAACGGAGGUGGAAGCCUCGCCAGUGGAUCUGUUUGCAGAUGAUAUCGUGGUAGAAAAGUCGACUCGUGCGAGGUCGAAGGCGAAGUCUACAACACCGACGCCAUUUCAGCCCCCCAAGAAGGCGACUGGGCGGAGAAAGGUGGCUAAGGGAACCGCUUCUGUUUCAGCGCCAAUCCUGGAAGAGCCAACAUCGGAGGUUGAUGACAUGGAUGUGCCUCCGCCAUCCCCCUCGCCAACUGAGCCCGGGUCGCAAUCAAAUGGUGUCCCUGUGCCUAUGGUUGACACCCUGGAUCGUCCGGCUGCACCGACCCGUCGACAAAACCGGCGCGGCGCCGCGAAUGUAAACGGGGUUGACGAGGAGUCAUUUCCGCAGUCGCUAGUGGCAACGAUGUCGGGGGCGUAUAGUCAGAACGGAGAUCUUGAUAGCUCCGUAACGGUGACACCCAGGCGUCGAAGCCAACAGAAUGGCAACGCUAACAAUCCCGCCCCGCAGAGACGCCGUGGUCGACCCAAGAAAAAUCCACCCGAGAGCGAGAGUAGAAGAGCAGAAGAAGAGCACCGAGAGAAGGCUGCGAAGUCAAAUAAAAAAGCGGCGGCGUUAAUGGUGACUAUUCCGGGGACCGGGAACAGGGUAACACAGCGAACGGCGAAGGAGGGGAUGAACGCGUCGCCUGCAACUGAGGGGGCUACAGCAGCGUCGGCCCCUGCAUCUCCGUGUCCUCCACCGGAACCGAUCAAAAGUCCAGAAGCCGAGGUGACGGUUCAAGUUGAAAGCCUUGAACCCGCAUCUCUUUCGGAGGCUGCAACUGUCUCUUCCUUCCCCGGAGAUCGGCCAGUAGUCGUGAAUGGAGAUGAUGCGGAGGAGGCAACGACAGUGGGAAAGGGUGAGCACGAGGAUGACGUAAAGUAUGAAGAGGUCGGCACGCCAUUAACGAGUCUGACGAGUCGGCAGAGUGUCCCGAGUGAUGAUACUUUAUUUGUGGUGGGAGCAGGAGUGAAGGCAGUGGGCGACCUCGAAGAAGAAGACGCAGACGCAGACUAUGAUCCGGAUGUUGAGGAGCUGGAAGUACAACCUAGUAGCGAACCACUCGUCUUGGGUCAGUUUGAACGACGAGCUGAACGGCUGAACGACGGUCGAGCGAUCCAACCCAGCAUGGCUACCCAAAAUGAGGCUGGCUCGAUGCAGUACACGAUAACGCCGAGCGACUCGCGCAGGGACGGAGGACUGGAUGGUUCAUCGCACCAGAGUCUCGGACAAGCCCUGGGCACCCAUCUGCCCCCGUCAGCUUACCACCCCCAGCGCUCCAGCGACUACCGUAUCUCCCCGUCCCCGUCUCCCAUCCACCCCCACCACCCACAUGCACACCCCCAUCCUCAUCAUCCCCAUCCACAGAACGGCGGCGCGUCCUCGUCCUCGUCGUUCACCAGCCAGACAUCCCCGACUAUGUCUCUCAAACGAAAGCUCGUCGACGGUGCUCAGCAGCAGCAGCUCUCCAUGCAGAAACGCCGUCGUGAUGCUGAAGACUCCGUUGUAGACGGCUUUGACGGUGGCCAGGGUGCCAAGCAUUGGACUGACGACGAAAAGUCCAAGCUCUUCAACUGGCUCAUGGGCCCUGGCCAGGAUGAUCACUGGAAUUCACUCCGUGCUACCAAGAAUUCCUGUCUCCGAGAGUGCUCCAUUCAAGUAUUUGGCAGCAAGAAGACUUAUCAGGCGCUUAAAGGCUGUUACGAACGCAAUUUUAAUCUAUUCAAGCAGAUCUACGCGUUCGAGUCGUGGCAUUCCCACCAGCUAAAUGGCGGCAUCGUAUCCAUCAAUGGUUUGAGUGAAGCCGACCGCCUCAAGGAGUACGAGAGACGUCUUCAGGGCGCCAAGAAAGCUGGAUGUGAUGUCGGCAACAUCACCGCAAGAACCAUAGAUCACUGGCAUCGUGUGGGCUGGUAUCAGCUAUUCUACACGCGAUGGCACGGUGAUCCAGCGACCACGCGUCCUAGCGUUCAGCGCGUGGGCUCCGCGGUCAACGGUGCUGGGCCUGUCGGUGAUGAUCCUGAUCCCGUAGACGUCGAUGAUUCCGGAAUCGACUUCGAUUCGAACCUCGCAGCACUAAGCAGCUCGCAUGAACCGUUAACAUUCAUUAACGCCCCCCCAGCUCCGAGCCCAGCAACCAUACCACCCCCACCUCCACCGCCGCCGCCAAUACCGUUAUCCCCCCAUUCAAGUCACACUAAUCACACGACUAGUACUGCCGUCGAACCGCAUGGCAACAUUGCACUCUCCCAGGGCAUGCUAAACGCCUUUAUGCAAUUUUUGCAGAUACAAACCCAGACCGGUAAAAUGAAAUUGGAUUACUUGAGAAGACGAGAAGAGAGAGAAGAGAAAGAGAGUUCCCAGAGGAGAGAGCUGGAGCGGCUGAGAAUUGAGAGGGAACAGGCAGAGUUUGAGCAUACAAAACAGACUGCGAAUUUAAAGCAGAAGGCUGAUAGGGCUAUUGCCCUCUUGGAAAACCCCAACGUCGACCCUUCUGUGAAGGCUGCAGCCGGCGACUAUUUGAAGAAGUUCACUGUACUUUGCUAUCGAUUACAAUCACUUUACGGAUCCAACCCGCCGGACGUCCGAUACAGUUUUUUUUUUGAGAAUGUCCCAUGGGACGAGUGUGGACCACGGAUGAACUAUGCCCUUUUUGCCGAGUCGAUUGUCGCUGGAAUUUGCACUCUCAAGGCGAUAGAUCUUGACAAUGAAACAUAUGGACAGGGUGUUGGUUACGUUCAGAAGGCAGGUAGCGCGAAUGGGCAGAAAACUUUAAAGCGAUUCAGAAAUGCCCCCGCAGCAGCAGCGACCUUAUUCGAGUCAUCUGCGCUAGAGCGAAGAUCGUUUGGGUUUGUAACGCGUGAGUAG